Molecule: messenger RNA, 1245 nt
Organism: Geodia barretti
Lineage: Eukaryota; Metazoa; Porifera; Demospongiae; Tetractinellida; Geodiidae
Source: the annotation of a GenBank genome assembly
CUGCCCGGAGCCCUCGAAGGUCUGCGGGUACUCGAAAUCUGCGACGAGAAGGGCCAAUUCUGCGGCAAGCUGAUGGCCGACAACGGCGCCGACCUCAUCAAGAUCGAGCCGCCCGGCGGCGAGGCCUGUCGGAAUUUUGGCCCCUUCAUGGACGACGUUCCCCACCGAGAGCGGAGCCUGUCCUUCUGGCACUACAACACGUCCAAGCGGGGCAUAACCCUGAACCUAGAGACGAAGCAGGGGCAGGACAUCCUCAAGCAGUUGGCGGCCACCGCCGACAUCGUCCUGGAAAGCCGCAAGCCCGGUUACCUGGAUUCACUGGGGUUGGGGUACGACGUGCUGUCUGCCGACAACCCCAGCCUGAUCAUGUGCUCGCUCACCCCCUACGGCCAGACCGGCCCCUGGCGGGACUACGUCAGCAGCGACAUCACGCAGAUGGCCGGAGGCGGGCAGAUGGCCUCGUCGGGCUAUGACGAUGUUGACGUACCCAACCCGCCGCCCAUCGCUCCCGGUGGUGGCAACUCCUGGCAUAUCGGCGCGCACUACUCCUACAUCGGCAUCAUGGCCGCCCUGUAUUACCGUUUCCUCACCGGCGAAGGGCAGUACAUUGACGCCUCCAUCCACGAGGCCUGUGCCCUGACCACCGAGGGCGCCAUCGCCAUCUACCUGUCCACGGGCGAUGUGGUCCAGCGGCAUACCGGCCGUCACGCGGCUCCCGAUAUGUCGCCGGCCAUCCAGUUCCCCACGGGCGAUGGCGGCUGGCUCAACACCACCCGCUCGGGCACCAACCUGACACCGCAGCGGUUGAAACUGUUGUCCGAGUGGUUCGACCAAUCCGGUAUGGCGGACGACCUGACCGACGAGCGAUACCAGGACCCUGAGGUCAUCGCGACGGAGAACGACCACAUCGUCCAGGUGAUGAAGAAUUUCUUCAUGAAUUCCACGCUGAUGGACUCCUUCCACGGCGGGCAGCAGCGGGACUUCCCCUGGGGCGCCAUCCGUAGCAUGGACGAACUGGUCGGCGACGAUCACCUGAUCGACCGCGAGUUCUUCAAAGAGGUGGAGCAUCCCGAGCUCGGACGCACCUUCACCUACCCGGGUCCGGCCGCCCUGUUCAAUGGCUCCCCGUGGCGCAUCAGCCGCCGCGCUCCCCUAAUCGGGGAACACAACUCCGAAAUCCUCCAGGGCGAACUCGGUCUCACCAACGGCCAGAUGCUGCUGCUGGCAGAGGGCGGGAUCAUCUGA